AUGCAAAAUACAGAUGCCUGUGGACUCUCAGAUGUUCCACACAUAGAGAGCUUACAAGAAAAGUCCCAGUGCGCGCUCGAAGAGUACUGUAGGAGUCAGUACCCAAACCAGCCCACGAGAUUCGGGAAACUACUACUAAGACUGCCUUCCCUUCGAACAGUCAGUUCUCAAGUAAUAGAACAGCUAUUCUUCGUAAGGCUAGUAGGAAAGACGCCCAUAGAGACUCUCAUUCGGGAUAUGCUACUAUCAGGCAGCUCCUUCUCGUGGCCGUACAUGGCGACCAUGUGA
Pieris macdunnoughi is the source of this 288-nucleotide messenger RNA. NCBI's taxonomy places the organism in Eukaryota, Metazoa, Arthropoda, Insecta, Lepidoptera, Pieridae. The record is from the annotation of a GenBank genome assembly.